This is a messenger RNA of Podarcis raffonei (Aeolian wall lizard), 1111 nucleotides long. It is a transcript of the gene PSMG2, whose product is annotated as proteasome assembly chaperone 2. Lineage: Eukaryota; Metazoa; Chordata; Lepidosauria; Squamata; Lacertidae. The transcript has 7 exons. Gene Ontology annotation, cellular component: cytosol; nucleus. The coding region runs from base 33 to 860 and encodes 275 amino acids. Gene Ontology annotation, biological process: proteasome assembly. The record is from RefSeq and is a predicted model, not a curated record.
UACGCGUUUGCUUCUAUCUUCCCGUUGACAAGAUGUUCGUUUCCUGCGAUGGCUCGGCGUGCCCGGACUUCAAAGGCUUCAUGCUCCUUAUGCCUGCUGUAUCAGUGGGAAAUGUUGGCCAGCUAGCUGUAGAUUUAGUCAUUUCCACAGUUGGCAUGUCCAAAGUUGGUUACUUUUACACUGAUUGUCUUGUGCCGAUGGUUGGAAAUAAUCCAUAUGCAACGACAGAAGAGAAUGCAACAGAACUUUGUACAAAUGCUGAAGUGUAUGCAGCGCCUUCUAAACAGUUGGCUGUUCUACAAAUCAGAUCACUGUUCAUAAAGAAUAAAUAUAGGUCCUUUUGUCAGACACUACUAUCCUGGGUGAAAAGUUGCAGUUUUGCCAAAAUUGUUCUUCUGUCCAGCAGCCAUGCUUACCAGCGUAAUGACCAACAGCUUCAUGGUACCUCAUUGCGAUAUCUGCUUUCAUCUGCUGUUGAGAAAGCAGUUGGAGAUCAAAUGCAGAGACUGAACAGGAGAGAACUGGAGCAAACAGCCGCUUUCCCUGGAGUAACAGAUGAGAAAGUGUUCCACAUUCCAGGAGGUGGUAUCACAAAACUAUUGUUCACUGAAAGUUGUUCAAAAGGUAUUCCAAUGAUAGUUUUGCUGAAGUUUUGCUCAGAGGGAGACAAUAUCCCUGAUGCCCUGGCUCUUGCUGACUACCUUAAUGAAUGGCUCCAGCUAACUGCAAACCAAGUAAAAGUAUGCCAGCCCACGGUAAACAUGGAAAGCUGCAGUUCUCCAGCUAAAUCUUCCAGAUGGAAAAUACCAAGUUCCUGGAAAUUACUCUAUGGCAGUGGACUUCCACCUGCGUUGUUUUAAAUUCUCUUCUUCUUUUGUUUAUGGACCACUUAUUUAAAAUUUAAGUUUUACACUUUGGGUUCUAAUAUGAAUAAUAGCUGUGCAUAACCUUGUGUGAAACUGAAUGAGCAGAUCUUACUGCCAGAGAUAUUUUAAAAUGCUGAGGCUACCUAAAGAAAAUUGUAACAUACAACUAUACAGAAUGAAAAUACUUUCCCCAUAAUAAAUUCAUUAUCUGUAAGCUUUUAGUUUAGCUUAACUUUUGAAACAUU